This is a messenger RNA of Scaptodrosophila lebanonensis, 2518 nucleotides long. RefSeq names its product hemicentin-2 (gene side-VII). Bases 22 to 2490 code for a protein of 822 amino acids. The record is from RefSeq and is a predicted model, not a curated record. Lineage: Eukaryota; Metazoa; Arthropoda; Insecta; Diptera; Drosophilidae. The transcript has 17 exons. Gene Ontology annotation, molecular function: protein binding.
GUUGGUUGCGAAUUCUGUGACAUGAGCUUACAAGAUAUGGAAGUAUUUGUAUUACUAAUAUUGUCAUCAUAUUUAAUGGAUAUAAGUUAUGGAAGCAAGGAUGUUCCAGUCUACCAAAUGGAAGCCCUGAUUGGAGAAAAUAUUUACCUACCCUGUAAUGUUACUACAUACGAUGGAGAUGAGGCGGUUUUAAUUUUAUGGUACCGAGAUGACAGAGGAACCCCAAUAUACAGCAUUGAUAUACGUGAUGGUAUUUCAAAAGCACCGAAGCGAUGGUCUGAUGAAUCUGUAUUUGGAGACAGAGCCUACUUUAUUUUUGAUAAGGAACCUGGAAAACUUUCUGUUCAAAAUACACAAAGUUCUGAUUCAGGAUUCUAUAGAUGCCGAGUUGAUUUCGUUAAAGCGCAAACACAUAACAGCCGUAUUAAGCUAAACGUGAUUUCUCCUCCUAAGCAAGUCAUUAUAAGAGAUAACGAUAACGUCGAGAGGUCAACGGUUGUGGGUCCAUAUGGUGAAGGUGAUGUGGUUUCAUUAAAAUGCCAAGCCGUGGGAGGCAAUCCAAUGCCAUCGAUUAAUUGGUACCGAGACGGUGCUCUAAUCGCAUCUGAAAACACAUAUGUAGCAGGUGGAAAAAUUGUUCAAAGUGAAAUAUCAAUUGGACCACUUAAGAGAGAGGACCUGAAUUCGAGACUUACUUGCAGAGCACAAAAUCAUCCACGAGCAGCUAUUGUAGAAUCCGUUGUUCAAAUUGAUAUGAAUUUUGCUCCUUUGAAUAUUCGACUAUUGGGAGCACAUGAACCUCUAUCUGCGGGACGGAGAUACGACCUCUUGUGUCAAAGUGCUGGAUCUCGACCACCCGCUGUAAUUACAUGGUGGCAAAAUGGUAUUCGAUUAGAAAAGACAACGGAAACGACUUCCAGUGAUGGCAACCAAACAACAAGUACACUUUCAAUAAAUUUGAGUAAACUAGAUGCAGGAAAAUAUUUAUCGUGCAAGGCGUAUAAUCAUGCAGUUGUUUCGGAGCCACUUGAAGAUGGAUGGAAACUUGAUAUUCAAUAUGUUCCUGAAGCCUACGUCCGCCUUGGAACCUCUCUUGACGCGAAUGCACUACGUGAAGGUACAGAUGUAUAUUUUGACUGCUUAGUUAUGGCCCACCCACAAGUUUUCCGCAUUGAAUGGCGACAUAAUGAGCAACCACUCCCCCAUAAUAUUUCGCAAGGAGUAAUAAUAAGCAACCAUUCAUUGGUGUUACAAGGAGUAACGAGAUCAACCGCUGGUAAUUAUUCCUGCGUUGGAUUUAAUGCUGAAGGCGAAGGUAUCAGUUCUGCAUUUCCUCUGAAUAUUUUAUACGCACCUACUUGUGCACAAAACCAACCAAAAGUUUAUGGUGUGGCGAAACAAGAAGAUGCUAAAAUCAAAUGUGUUGUUGAUGCAAAUCCUCCAGAGGUAGAUUUUAGUUGGACAUUUAACAAUUCUGCUGAAAGCAUUGAUGUUGCAACAAACCAUAUUGUUCGAUCAGGAUCAACUUCUACAGUGACUUAUACACCUAUUACUGAGCUGGACUAUGGUACACUUCUGUGUUCAGCAUCAAAUAAAAUCGGAAAACAAAGGGUGCCAUGUGUAUUUCACAUCAUUGCUGCAGGUCGGCCCGAUCAAGUGCAUAACUGCACGUUAUUAAAUAUAUCCAUGACAUCACUUUCGGUAACAUGUAGUGAAGGAUUCAAUGGUGGUUUGCCUCAACUGUUCAUUUUAGAACUGAAAGAUCAACACACGCAUGAAGUGAAGGCAAACAUCACUUCAACAACUGCUCGAUUUACAGUUUCAUCUUUGGCACCCGGUAAUCUUUAUACUUUGUUAAUUACUGCAUAUAACUCUAAAGGCAAAUCGGAUCCAACCAUUCUUACGGCAGCAAUGCUUCGAAUGCCUGAAAAACAACUAACCUCAGAACAAACUAAUAACCCACGGGCGGAACUUUUAUUUUCACCAGUCAUAUCGCUUACAAUUGGAUUAACUCUAGCAGUACUAGUAGCAACAUUAGCUAUAAUACUUGCAUUGCGUAUACCAUGCACAGCCACAUCAAGGCGGCGACGUAAGGAACUAUCGAGCGAAAACAUGUCUAGAGAGGGCUCACCAGGUACUAGUGAUAAGAGUUCACCUAGUAAAGACUUGGAUGAAAGUGAUGAGAAAAAUCCGGACGUUGUACCGGAAACAAUUGACUCCGAUGAUCAGGUGGAUUAUAUAAGAAGGCGCCAGCAUAUAUCUACAAUUGAUACCAGCCCAAAUAGGAGUAUUUUAAUUAGCCCAUCACCACCACACCAACUUGGAACAGCAGAUAUGACUCUACAUACGUCUCAUAGCAUUGGUUACUGUACUCUACGCGGUGGAACAUUACCAAUUAAUGUCACCCCUCAUAUUUAUUCAAACUCAAUUUCUCAGUGUACGCUACCUCGGCCUUCAUCACAAAAUCCAAAGGACACGCACAUAACUUAACACAGCCAACAUUAAAUACUCCUACAAC